Molecule: messenger RNA, 859 nt
Organism: Panicum virgatum (switchgrass)
Lineage: Eukaryota; Viridiplantae; Streptophyta; Magnoliopsida; Poales; Poaceae
Product: NADH dehydrogenase [ubiquinone] 1 alpha subcomplex subunit 13-B
Exons: 3
Coding region: 183-614 (143 amino acids)
Source: RefSeq, a predicted model, not a curated record
AGGCGAUUCCUCCAGCGGUCCAGCCAACUAGCCAAGUGCCCCCAAUUCACACCGCAUCCUGCCAUCCUCGUCUCCUCUCCUACCCUCCAUUAACCCUAGCGACAGCCGCGCCCUCUCUUGAUCCCCGCGGGGAGCUCCAGAUCUGCAGGCCGGCUGCCCGGCGUCCGGAUCGGCAAGCGAAGAUGACGGAGGCCUGGGUGCGGAACAAGCCGGGGAUGGCCAGCGUCAAGGAGAUGCCGCUGGUGCAGGACGGCCCGCCGCCGGGCGGGUUCGCGCCCGUGCGCUACGCGCGCCGGAUCCCCACAUCGGGGCCCAGCGCCACCGCCAUCUUCCUCACCGCCUUCGGCGCCUUCGCGUACGGCAUGUACCAGGUCGGCCAGGGGAACAAGGUCCGCCGUGCGCUCAAAGAAGAGAAGAUUGCUGCCCGUAGUGCUAUACUGCCGAUGCUCCAAGCUGAAGAGGAUGAAAGAUUUGUCAAAGAGUGGAAGAAGUAUCUUGAGGAGGAGGCCAGGAUCAUGAAAGAUGUUCCAGGAUGGAAGGUUGGCGAGAGCGUGUACAACUCUGGGAAAUGGAUGCCUCCGGCUACUGGUGAACUCCGCCCUGAGGUUUGGUAAGGGCUUGCUGCCGGCUCUGAUAAUUUCAUCAUGUCAUGAGGACAUGAAUAUAAGGCUUCUAAACCUGGGUACCUUCAUUUUCUCCUUUACCAAGGAGUGACUCCUUAAACACCUCUGUGUUUGUCGUGGUGUAUGAAAAUUGACUGGUUAAUAAUUGGACAUAUCAAGCCGCCUUCCUUGUCUUCCGAAUUUUGAACUGUGCUUGCACGUUGAUGUCGAUGUAACGUCAUUUCAUUAUUUUCUCA